Messenger RNA from Acanthamoeba castellanii str. Neff, 846 nucleotides. RefSeq lists its product as uncharacterized. Gene Ontology annotation, molecular function: A2-type glycerophospholipase activity. Lineage: Eukaryota; Discosea; Longamoebia; Acanthamoebidae. Gene Ontology annotation, biological process: phospholipid metabolic process; arachidonate secretion. Bases 1 to 846 code for a protein of 281 amino acids. The transcript is spliced from 5 exons. The record is from RefSeq and is a predicted model, not a curated record.
AUGAAAGCUCGAUUCCUUAGUGCAGGGCUGCUCGUGGUGGCCCUCAUCGCCUGGUUCGCCGCGCCCACCCACGGCCAGAUCUUCGAGAGCAUCUGCAGGGAUGCCAACUGCACGGACAUUGCGCUGGGACCGCUGGCCCUGAUUCCGCAAUGCUAUCGGACGCCGCAGGGCUCGGUGCGCCUCAACAUCAACGAGUCCGAUCCCGACGUCCUCGACCUCUGCUUCUACCUGUCCGAGGACUGUAAUGAAACGAGUGUCGACACUUGUCACAUGUUCGUCAACGGCGAGCCCUGCGACUGUCCAUUCUUCAGGGGACUCAGCGACUCGCUCUCCGUGGUGUUCGAGUGGGACCCCGCCACGAUCGAGUUGCUGAUCGACAUCAUCGACAUGCAGCUCUUCAACAACUUCUUUGGACUCACUGAGUUUGGCAACUGGUGCGGUCCUGGCCACGGCGGCACCAACGACUGCUGUGACGACGAGGUCUGCUCGGCCUGCAACGACACCAUCGGCUUGACCAUGGAUUGCCUGGACCAAUGCCCGGCGGAAGACGACCUCGAUUUCGCGUGUGCCGUCCACGAUUUCUGCUACGGCGCCAACGACUACGAGGAGCUGUUCCCUGAUGAGGACUUUGAGUGCUCAUCACUCUUUGGGAUCCAAAAGUCGGGGUACUGCGAGUGCGAUUGUCAGCUUGUGGAGACUGCUCGUGACAUCGACUCCAACGACUUCUACAGGAGCGCUCUGAUCUUCACCUUCACCCACAUCACCAACUGCUGGUACAAUUCGACCAGCGGUCCCGUAUGCAACACCAAGGGAGACGAUCGAAUCCUCGUUACCGAGUUCUGCUGA